Molecule: messenger RNA, 3633 nt
Organism: Antechinus flavipes (yellow-footed antechinus)
Lineage: Eukaryota; Metazoa; Chordata; Mammalia; Dasyuromorphia; Dasyuridae
Gene: TTLL13
Product: tubulin tyrosine ligase like 13
Exons: 15
Coding region: 373-3045 (890 amino acids)
Biological process (GO): microtubule cytoskeleton organization; protein polyglutamylation
Cellular component (GO): cilium
Molecular function (GO): tubulin-glutamic acid ligase activity; tubulin binding
Source: RefSeq, a predicted model, not a curated record
GGGGUGCGGAGGAGAAUCUGUCCAAGAUACCCUCACAGCAGUUUGCAUAUCUGCUUUCCAAUCGAUUUUUUAAAAGUCGGGAAGCCAUAAUUUAAAUAAUUGGCCCGUUAUUAAAGAUGCUGGCCCGGCUCCUGUAAUUGGCCACUUGCAGCCCAAAGUCGCCGGGCCGGGGCACCAGGGCCCCACGGAGCUAUGCAACGAGCCAUCCCAGGACUUCGGCGAAGUUCUGGAGUUUGGCUCCCUAGAAACUACAUGUUCUAGCGUGCAUUGUAGGCAGUUCGGAAAGACCAUCAGGUUCUCGAGGCAGCCGCGGUAGUCUUCUUUAUUGUUGCGAGUCCUCUGAAGUCGGGGUCUCGUUCUAUUCAGCCUAAGAUGGCCGCGGCGAAGGCCGAGGUGGGUGUGGCUGUGGAGAAGAGGCCCCGCCCCUCCAGAAUGCUUCUCCAAGGCGUGUCCAUGGCGACAGCAGCAGCGGUGGCGGCGGCGGCGGCGGCGCUGCGAGCCUGUGGAGGCGCCGCCGCCGCCGGGGUCUCAGUGCUAGAAUCUACAAGUAUGGAGAAUGCUAUCUGCAAAACCAGUGAAUCAGAGGAUGACUAUGGCGAGGAAGAGGAAUCAGAGGAGGAAAAUGUUAAAAGGGUCACAGGCCCCUCUACUGCUCUGCAGCAGGACAGCACAGAGGCAGGUGGGAAUGCGGCCCCCAUUUCGGUUGUCAAAAAGUUUCAGAAGAAAACGGCAGCCCCUUCUGAACCAGAGGACCUAGAAGUUGGGAGGAAAAAGAGACGGCGGAAAAGAAGACUCUUGACUAUCAACCUGACCAACUGCAAGUAUGAAAGUGUUCGACGAGCUGCUCAACUCUGUGGCCUGAAGGAGGUGGGGGAGGACGAGGAAUGGACAGUGUACUGGACUGACUGUUCUGUCUCAUUGGAGCGUGUUAUGGACAUGAAGAGAUUUCAAAAAAUCAACCAUUUUCCAGGAAUGACAGAAAUCUGUCGUAAAGAUCUAUUGGCGCGAAAUCUCAACCGCAUGCACAAGCUUUAUCCUUCCGAGUAUAACAUUUUCCCCCGGACCUGGUGCCUCCCUGCAGACUAUGGGGACUUUCAGAACCAUGGACGUCAGCGGAAAACUCGUACUUACAUCUGUAAGCCAGACAGUGGCUGCCAGGGAAGAGGCAUCUUUAUCACUCGGAAUCCUCGGGAGAUCAAGCCAGGAGAGCACAUGAUCUGUCAGCAGUACAUAUCCAAGCCCUUCCUCAUUGAUGGCUUCAAGUUUGAUAUGAGAAUCUAUGUCCUGAUCACAUCCUGUGACCCGCUUCGUGUCUUCAUGUAUGAAGAAGGUUUAGCCCGCUUUGCUACUAUGCCUUACAUGGAACCAAGCAUCAGCAAUCUGGAUGAUGUCUGCAUGCACCUGACUAACUAUGCCAUCAACAAGCACAAUGAGAAUUUUGUCCGAGAUGAGACAAUAGGCAGCAAGAGGAAGCUGUCAACACUCAACACCUGGCUGAGGGACCACAACUACGAGCCAAGAGAACUGUGGGGGGACAUCGAGGACAUCAUCAUCAAGACCAUCAUCUCCGCUCAUUCCGUCCUUCGACACAACUACCGAACCUGCUUUCCACAGUAUUUGGGGAGUGGCACUUGUGCCUGCUUUGAGAUCCUUGGCUUCGACAUUUUACUGGACCACAAGCUGAAGCCCUGGCUGCUAGAGGUCAAUCACUCUCCGAGCUUCACCACAGACUCAAGCCUCGACCGGGAAGUGAAGGAUGCACUUCUUGGUGAUGCCAUGAAUCUUAUCAACCUCCGAGGCUGUGACAAGAGGAAGGUGCUAGAAGAAGAUAAGCGGAGGGUGAAGGAGAGGCUUUUCCAGUGUCAUCAGCAACCACGAGAAACCCGGCGAGAACAAAUGGAGUCAUCAAAUGCAGCAAUGCUGGACCAGGAGAAGUAUGAGAACUCCCACCUAGGUGGUUACCGGCGUAUCUACCCUGGGCCAGAUUCUGAAAAAUAUGCACCCUUUUUCAAGCACAAUGGCUCGCUUUUCCAGGAGACUGCUGCCUCCAAAGCAAGGGAAGAAUGUGCCAGGCAGCAACUGGAGGAGAUCCGUCUGAAGCAGGAACAGCUUGAGGCCACAGGCAACAACAAAAGGAGAAAAGAAAAUAAGGAUGUAAAUCAGGGAGAAUCAGCUGGAGAGAAGAAUAGGUCCAGGGUAGGGCCCAAAGGCCUGCCCACUCGCUUGAACUACAUAAGGUCCAGGAACCAAGAAAAGCAGCUUCCAGCAGUACAAGUGGACACUAUGCAGCCUCAAGAAAUUGUGGAGGAGGAGGAAUUGGAACGGUUGAAGUCCCUUCUUCAAAGGGAGAAUCUUAUUCGUAGUCUGGGUAUUGUAGAUCAGCUAACUCGUAUGCUGCACCCCACUCAACGACCCCAGAACAAAUUCCCUACAAAUCGGGCUAGAUUUCACCAGGAUGGACUUGGCAAUCGAGAUGUGCAGUCUGUGAAUCUCGUCCCUUUGUCCCUUAUAAGAGAAAAUUCCGUCCAAGAACUGGGCCCUAACUUCAUACAACCAGUCCGGACUCACACAUUCAUCCCCAACAUCUUGGGUCCACUGUCAAACAUGAGAACAACCAUCCCCCACCCUUCCCACUGCCAGCUGCAGCCCAAGAACCUCAACUGGUUAGGUACCUCUUCUGCAGGAAGUAGUUCCUGCUCACUGACAAUGAAGAAGUCAGGCAGACGUUAUUUUUCCAGUACUCGAGGCAACAAGCAUGAUGGCCGGUCCCGUAUUUUUAUUUUAGAGGGCCAAACUAACAGGAGGUUAGAAGCCAUGAACCGGGCACUGACAGGAUCAGUGCCGCCCUCCCUAGCCCCAAGGCAGGGCUACCUUCUGCACCCAGAGAGAGAAGCAAGUGACUCCUGGGCUGGCUGCAGCCUGCCCUCCAUGUCAGAAUCCAGGCACAGAGUCACGACCCGCGAGUUGACGCUGUGUCCCGCCUCUGCACCCCUUCUCCAGCACCCCAAUGCACUGGGUCUCCUCAACAUCAGCCACCACAGGUAAGAGCGGCUCGCCCACUCCAGGGGUCCGGGGCUUCCUUAACCAUCAGGCUGUCAUUUGGUAACAGUGCCGAGUCGUGAGGAACCGAGCAUCACCCAAACCCCCGGGUCCCGGGGAGGACGGGGCGCAGCAAGCCCAGAAAAGCGGCCGGGGAAGCAGUGCGGGCCUCCAGACUCAGACCCGCUCUGUCCCCCAGGUGAUGGACCUGAGCCCAGGGCCGGAAGAAUGAACCUACUGGUCCCUGGAUAUCGGAGAGCAGAGGUAACAUCUGAGCCGAAAGAGAGCAGGAGACUACUCCCUGGGCCUGACCUGGGCCCUGAGCCUAGCGACGAAGCCGGGUCCUCAGACCUAGCCGAGCAGAGUCCGGUGACCUGCCGUGGGCUGCCGGCGCUCAGGAGGACGUCGCCGUGCUGCGUGUGACGUGAGGUCUGGCGUCCGUGCAUGCGUGCGUGGGCCGGGGAGGAGCGUGCUGCCUCUCCACCGCCGCUCUUACCCUACGGGACCGCUCGAGAGCAACAGCUGCGGCUGGGGCCGGGACUGAGCUCUUAGCAAUUGUAUCCGUCUUUUUAUUAAAAUUUUAUAGCGUUUCUC